Molecule: messenger RNA, 885 nt
Organism: Alternaria ethzedia
Lineage: Eukaryota; Fungi; Ascomycota; Dothideomycetes; Pleosporales; Pleosporaceae
Exons: 2
Coding region: 1-885 (294 amino acids)
Molecular function (GO): oxidoreductase activity, acting on paired donors, with incorporation or reduction of molecular oxygen; heme binding; monooxygenase activity
Source: RefSeq, a predicted model, not a curated record
AUGGGUAAGCAAACACCAUACAUCGAUGCUAUUCAGGCUGCGCUUAUCUGCGGUAUCAUUCGGUCUGAAAUUGGAACUACCAUCUGGAAACUUCUCAGUUACCUCCCCAUCGAACGGAUAAAGUUUCUCUACUCGAUCGAUGAUGUUCUAAACGAACACGGCGAGCGGGCGAUACAGAAGAUGCGCAGUGAGGGUGGCAAUGCCAAGAAUCUCUUCAAUCAAAUGAUAGCUGCUGGGGAAGACAGUAAGACUGCCGCGCUUUCGAACAAACACAUCAGGGAGGAAGCGGCCGGCUUCAUUGUGGCCGGAUCGGACACUACCGCGGUGACGCUCACGUAUCUCGUCUGGGCGGUUCUCAAGCAGCCCGAUCUGCAGUCUCGACUCGAGAGCGAGAUUGGAGAACUCAGCGAGGAGCUUACGAAGGAAGAGCUCGAGACUGCGCCUCUAUUGAACAGCGUCAUCGCAGAGACUUUGAGGCUUUAUGGCGCUGCUCCUGGUGCGUUACCUCGGGUUGUACCGAAACAGGGCACUGUCAUAGGCGGCCAUCACGUCCCCGCCGAUACUGUGGUCAGCACCCAGGCUUACACAAACCAUCGCGAUCCUUCCGCCUUUCCCAAUCCCCACAAUUUCGACGGUCUUCGCUUUUUGGACAAGAGCAUGAUGUCAGCACAUCAGAAGGCGUCAUACAUGCCCUUUGGAGCUGGCUCGAGGGUGUGUAUCGGCAUACAUCUGGCGUACAUGGAGCUCCGCUUAGGAGCUGCUCUCUUCUUCCGACAUUGUCGCGGCGCCAGAAUCUCCGACUCCAUGAGCGAUGAGAUGAUGGAGAUGGACAACAACUUCUUGAUUGCUCCCAAGGGCCAUCACUGCUACAUCACCCUGAGAUGA